AUGCCUCAGCUGGUGAACAGGAUCCCGUGCCUCGACCGAGGCAACCGGGGAGGUCUCAGCCAGCUCAACAUGCUCUCACGUCUCAGCUGGUUCAUCAGGUUUCUGUGCCUCAGCGGAGGCGACCGGUCCGUGCCGGAUCCCGGGAUUUUGCCUUUGGUUGGCAUCCUGCGGCUGGAACCGGACGAACCCGAGGAGGGGGUAAUGUCACUGGCUGCUUCAGGACAGCGGCUGCAACAGGACCAGAUAUCAAAGACUAGGAGAGAGAAAAAGAGUGUCUCCUUCGGCUGCAAAGUUACUGGUUCGUGUUGGGGUAACCUGGUCCACUGGUACCAGAAGAAAGAGGGUGAACCAUUUACUUGGAUUCUAUACUUUAAUUCUGGUGACAAUUCUGACAGCAGUGCUACCACUCACCCUCAGAGAGCAGAUUUCUCCGUUUGGAGGGAGUCUGAGUCUGACGCCAUUGAGCUGAAGAUCCAGUUCGUUAAAGUGUCCCAUUCUGUCACCUACUACUGUGCCUGUUGGGUAUCGGGAUUCCACAACAAUACCGUACGAAAACCCAAAGUGACUGUCUACUCAGAGUCCAACCCGGAGUCGAAUGUGAAGACCACCCUGAUAUGUCUGGCUAGAGACAUGUUUCCAGACUUGGUCAAGAUCUCAUGGAAGAUGGAGGAUGAAAACGGCAGAGCAGUCGCUGUACCUAAAGCAGAGAUGGAACAGCUGGAGCAGCGAGAGGAAGGACAGACGACCAGUAUGAUCAUCAUUAAUAAAGAGAAGACAUACAGGAACAAAUACAUCUGUUCUGUGGAGCAUGAAGGGGGCCCUCAAGAUGUUUACAUGCUGAAAGAUAAACCAACUGAAGCUCCGCCAACCACUGUGGCUGCACCAACCUGUCCGUUCAGAAAUGACACGCAGCAGUCUCAGACUCUACAUCUUACCGAUGAUUCCUUCCCGUCAACGUUUAGUCUGAACCUGGCCUCUGUGGUCUACACAGUGAUGAUAGUGAAGAGCAUGGUGUACUGCUGUGGGCUCUCUAUCCUGCUGCACCACAGGCGCUUGGGAAGAGGACCCAGCACCUGUAGACACAUUUAUUGAAAGGAUACCCCCCCCCAUGUAUGGAUGGAGUUGUAGUGGGCUGAGUAACAUGGAUUUUACAUCCCAUUGAGGUUUAACAUUUCAUUUGUAUUGCUUUUAUUUUUCCUGCUUUAUUUUUUAGAUGCUACAAUAAUAUGAGCCAUAGAUUUCCAUGUCUUCUAAUAGCUUCAACUGCCAAAUAUGACAAUUGCAGCACAUUUAAUUUUGUAUAUGGUGUAUUGUUUCCCUCAUGUGGGAGCUACCCACUGCAGACACAUGAAUAAUGGUUAAGGUUUUCUGAAAAAUAAGCAGAGCAAAUCUUGAAUGUAAAUAAAUUAUGAUUUUAAUUUAGACUUUUUUUGUUAGUUUCCCUGCAAAAUGUAGGUAGGCCUAAAUUAUACAAAAUGUUCCUAAAUAUGUAGGCCCAUGAGUUCUAAAUCAUUAUCCAAUAUAAUAUUUAGCAACUUGUCUUGUAUUGAAGUGUAAUUGUUCUAACAUAGUAUUUCACAUCUUAAUUAAUGAAUAAGAGAAUCAAUUUUUGCUUUAAAUAUCUAAAUGCUGAGUGCUUAUUGAGCAUAAAAAUUGGGCCAUGCGCAAAAUCAUUUGGUGCUUUUUACAUGAAUACAUUGCUUUUAUAAAGAGUAACACAGCCUGCUCAAAAUAAUAUCCUUUCAGAUGAGGAUGGAUUUAAUAAACGCUGCUUUUGUGAACAAAAAGUUACAAUGGUUCUUCUUAUUUUUACAGUUCCUUGUUGCUUUGAAUGAAUAAAGGCUACUUAACCCCCACCCCAAAAAAACAUUGCAUUGCUUUACUAUAAGAUCAUCUAUUCACAUUUGAAUGUUAUUUGAUUGAAUCUCAUCAG
Molecule: messenger RNA, 1933 nt
Organism: Salvelinus fontinalis (brook trout)
Lineage: Eukaryota; Metazoa; Chordata; Actinopteri; Salmoniformes; Salmonidae
Product: immunoglobulin lambda-1 light chain-like
Exons: 5
Coding region: 1-1092 (363 amino acids)
Source: RefSeq, a predicted model, not a curated record